Molecule: messenger RNA, 899 nt
Organism: Misgurnus anguillicaudatus (oriental weatherfish)
Lineage: Eukaryota; Metazoa; Chordata; Actinopteri; Cypriniformes; Cobitidae
Source: RefSeq, a predicted model, not a curated record
UGUUGCUGUUUGAGUUCUUAUUCUAAAUCAAAGGUUCUAGCAACCGCAUACAUUUUCAUGUUUUCUGUCUGUUUUUCAGGAACCUUGUGUCAUGAUUAUUGUAUUGAUACAGAUAAUCCGCUUGGUAAAGGUAGCUUUGGCGCUGUGUUUCCGGGGACCAGUAAAGCCGAUGGCAAACCGGUUGCUAUCAAGUUUGUGAAACGAAGGCAACCAAACCGUUACUUUAUCAUGCCUGGAUCUGGAAUGGUUCUCACAGAACUAGUAGUGUUGCACACAUUAAAGGAGGAUCCAAACCCUCAUGUGAUCAAACUUUAUGACAGCUAUGAGGAUCCGGAUUACUUCAUACUCGUCAUGGAGCGGCCUGAUCCUUGCAUGACCUUGAAUGAGUUUAUUAAACUUCAACGAGGUCUGCUGGAAUCAACAGCACGCACCCUAAUGCGUCAGGCAGUCAUGGCUGUAAAACAUUGCUUUAAGCAUGAGACUUUUCAUACUGACCUCCACGCUGGCAACUUCCUCGUGGAUAAAAACAACAUGCUGCUGAAGCUGAUCGACUUUGGGUGCUGUGACCGAUUAAGAGACACGGCCUAUGCAUAUGAAGAGUAUUUGGGGGCACCGGCUUAUCGGCCACCUGAGGUCCGCAACAGGGGCAGAUACCACGCCAUGUCAAGCAGUGUCUGGUCUCUGGGAACUCUGCUCUAUUAUAUGGUUAAUGGAAACUUGCCCUUUCCCAAAUAUGGGCCAGUAACUGAAGGCAUGAUAAACCACGAGAAUGACUAUUUAACAAAGCGUAAGUAAACGGCACAAACACAAUAGGUCAGUUAAGUCUCUGAUCAAAUGCACAGUAUCUGUGAAAGACAGUCAGUAAACAUUAUCCGAGCAUAUGCAGGACUCAGUGCAAG